This is a messenger RNA of Gossypium raimondii (Peruvian cotton), 2695 nucleotides long. Its product is annotated as mannosyltransferase APTG1. Bases 754 to 2349 code for a protein of 531 amino acids. Gene Ontology annotation, biological process: GPI anchor biosynthetic process. Gene Ontology annotation, cellular component: endoplasmic reticulum membrane. The transcript is spliced from 11 exons. The record is from RefSeq and is a predicted model, not a curated record. Lineage: Eukaryota; Viridiplantae; Streptophyta; Magnoliopsida; Malvales; Malvaceae. Gene Ontology annotation, molecular function: alpha-1,2-mannosyltransferase activity.
AUGAUGAGCCACGGAAUAAAAUUGUAAUGGUUAUGCCUUCACAUUAUGGCAUUAGUUUUCAUUCAUAGAGCUGCUGAGAUUCCUUUUUAAGACAAUCAUAUAUUAACUAGACAAGAAUUAGUGAUUAAUAAUGAAAAAUCAUUUUGAAAAAAAUUACAGAUCAUAACAAACAAAGGGGAGGUUUUACCAUCUUGAACUUUAAUUAGGUUGUUGAUUCUGUUUGUUCCACUCAGAUCUACCUUUUCUUUUGCUGUCCCUGACUAUGUAGAUUGAAAGGCAGGUUAAUGAAUCGAACGGGGUGGAUGCAUCUGGGUUUGAAUUAGAUUGGGUAAACGGGAGAAUCACGGUCGAAGGAACUUAGGUUUUUGGAUUUGUGAUUGGGAUAAUUAGGGUUUUGAUAGGGGGAGAUUUUUGACAGAUGAUGGAAGGUAGGGGUUGAAGUUGGUGAACGAAGGGAGAGGGACUUAAAGAGGGGGAAAAAUAUAUAGACAUUAGGAGGGUGGAUUGAUGGUACUUGAAGGGGAAAAUGCAAGGGUAUGCAUGGGCAGGGAGGAGGUGAGGUGAGGAAAAAGGCACAGCACAUGCGCGCAGCCCCUACACGUGCAACGGUGGUUCUGAGUGGUGAUGGUGGUGCUUUUGCCUCUGUUCUUCCUUUAAUGUUAAUUCCUUUUCAAAGUGAUUAGGUGAGAGGGGCUUUAUCUGAUUGAUUUUGGGAAAUAAAAAGUAUUGCAGUCGCAGCUGAAGAGCAUAAAAAUGAGACAGAGAAAGAAUGGUUCUUCAAUUAAGCAUCCAAAUCUGUCUGAUGCUGAAGCAAAACCACAAAAGAAAUCUCCAUAUUCUUCAAAGGAUGUAUUCUUGACUUGUUUGGGAUUUCGAAUGCUGAAUGCGUUGUUGAUUCAAACUUACUUCAAUCCAGAUGAACACUGGCAAGCACUUGAAGUUGCGCAUCGUAUUGCCUUCGGGUAUGGUCAUUUGACAUGGGAGUGGGAGGAGGGAAUUCGAAGCUACUUGCAUCCAAUGAUGUUUGCUCUCUUUUACAAACUUCUCGCAUUAUUGCGUCUUGAUACACCAUGUGUCAUGAUUAAGGCCCCACGACUGCUGCAAUCAAUAUUUUCUGCGGUUGGUGAUUUGUACUUGUAUAAACUUUCAUUUGCCCUGUUUGGUGAUGGUGUUGCAAAAUGGGCACUAUUUUCUCAAUUGGCAAACUGGUUCAUGUUUUUCUGUUUCAAUCGCACGUUUUCAAAUAGUUUGGAGACCACUCUCACUCUUGUAGGCCUUUACUACUGGCCCUCAGUGAGAAGUUCUUUGAACAAAGCUCCUUCAGGUUCGAGAAAAUGGGGUUUGGCCCUAGCGGCAUUAGCUUGUGCCAUUAGACCAACAAGUGCUGUUACUUGGGUGUAUGUUGGCCUACUUGAGUUGUACUCGACUCAUGACCGCCUGAGAUUUAUAUUUGUGGAGUUGAUUCCCAUUGGGAGUGUGGUGCUUGGAAUUACGUGUUUGUUGGAUCGUCUAAUGUAUGACUCCUGGGUUUUAGUACCACUUAAUUUUCUCAAGUUCAAUUUUCUCUCCUCUGGCGGAGAUUAUUAUGGAACUCACAAGUGGCACUGGUACUUCACUCAGGGAUUUACAGUAAUGGUAUUCACUUUUCUACCAUUUUGUGUUGCUGGCAUUAUCAAGUCUAAAUACUGGAAGCUUUCUGGGCUUAUUCUAUGGGUUUUAGGACUUUACAGCAUACUUGGUCACAAAGAAUUCAGAUUUGUCCUCCCUGUACUUCCUAUAAGUUUGAUAUUCGCUGGAUAUUCGCUAGCUGCACUUGAGGAACGUGGUUCUCGAAAUGGUGAAAAGAAAAGAUCUUCGUGCAUUUGCAACAAAUGGCCUUCCAGAAAGCAACUUGCCAUCUUCUUCUUACUUGCAUCCAAUAUUCCAAUGGCCCUGUAUAUGAAUUUGAUUCACCAGAGAGGAGCUGAGGAUGCGAUGAACUAUCUAUCUAAAGAAGCUGCAAAAGGGAAAGUGAAAAGUAUCGUUUUCCUAAUGCCUUGCCAUGCCACACCCUACUAUUCCACUCUGCAUAACAACCUGCCUAUGCGUUUCUUGGAUUGUGCACCCAGUAAGGGAAUGCCUGCUGAAUCGGACCGUUUCAUGAUGGAUCCAGUUAGUUUUGCAGUAGAUUUUGCAAAAAAUUGGUCUCGCCCUAGUCACAUUGUAUUGUUUGAUUCAGAGGAGAGGCACUUGAAAGAUUUUCUAGUUUCACAUUCUUUUAGAGAGGUUAGAAGGUUCUUCCAUGCUCACUUUAAGGUGGACCGUGAUCUUCAAGCAUCCGUUGUUGUAUACGCUAUGACCGACUCGUAAACGUUUCUAAAACCUGUUUUGCAAUCUAGCCUUGAUCUUUCUGAGCAUUUUUUGUUUCCAGAUGAUGGAAUGCAUUGAUUUUUUUUUAGAAAUUUUGUUUUUAAAAAAAAUGAAUUUGAACUUGAGAAAAACAAAACCAUAGCUGCUGGUGGUACUAUGCGCUAUAUUUAAGAUGAUCCCUGGUGAUAAAAUGAUAAAUCACGUUUUUCAUGUCAUGUAAACAUGCUUAUGUUGUUAGAAGUAUUGAGCAUUUACAUUUUGGACUGUUGAAAGAAAGGAAAAACAAUUACUUUAUGUUGAUGUAACCUUUAUUUAUUUCAAAGAUAAUCUGAUUAGGUUUGAUUCA